Messenger RNA from Acanthosepion pharaonis, 2760 nucleotides. The record is from the annotation of a GenBank genome assembly. NCBI's taxonomy places the organism in Eukaryota, Metazoa, Mollusca, Cephalopoda, Sepiida, Sepiidae.
AUGUCUGACCUGGAGGGUAGUUGUAACUCUCCAGCUUAUUCUGACCCUGAAGAAAAUUGUGAUACUAACCUGGAAGGUGCUUGCGGUGGUGGUGGUGAUGACACUUCUUUGCGGGGCUCAACUCUCAGCUUUGAGCAGUUGCCUGAGCAUGGUACUGAUGACACUGAUAACUUGAGUAUGGAGGUAAAUCUGGGGGAGAGUGGAUCUCGCCAGGCUAGUGAGAUCAGUUCACUCUCUUAUCAGAACCUCAUUGAUGAUGGUGAAGGUCUUGAAGGUAUCAGUCAGCAGCGUGAGAGUGAUGAAAGUGGUGAGUCUUGUAUGAAUGAUUAUCCUGAUGUGGAGAUUGACUUCCCCACUGAUGAUAUGGACCAUUCUGCUGACAUGCUGGCUGAUAGCCUUACAGAGAAAUUAUGCAAAUGUACUGGUAAAGAUCUUGGCUCUCGUCAGAACUUGGCUCCUGAUAUUCUUGCACAGAACAGUAUCCACUCUAAAAGUGGGUCUGACACAUUGUCAGAUGGCAGUGAGAGUGUCGGUGGCAACCAUCAUUAUAGUAAACAUUCACCUGGUAAGAGUGACAUUUGUUCUGAUUUUCUGGAUGGUAAGGAUUCUAAGCUUCUUGAACGAAAUGGAAUCAUUAACACUGCUGCUGAUAUUGGUUUAGAAAAGCCCUGGGAGGUAGCAGUCACACUCCGAGCAAAAUCAAAGGACUCCAAAUACAAUCAUGAUGAAAAUAUUAAAAAGAGGAACAGUUUAGAAAUCCGAAACAAUAUUCCUACAAUUGGAGAAGUGAAGAAUUAUGAUGACAGGAACGGCUCAUCUUCAAUGAAAUACAAUUCUCAAGGGGCAAAACCAAAGAUGAAGCGUCAAUCACCAGGAUUUGCUCGACGUGUAACAAGUAGCAACAGUUCUGGUAGCUGCAGUGAUCGUGAUGGCUCCAGUUCUGAACGAGAGAGUCUGUCCUACAGUAACCAGGAUAUAAAACCACUUCCAGAUUCUGGUUCCAACUUGCCAACCAAUCCUGAUGCCGCUUCUCACAAUGAAGUAACUUCUGAAACCAAUUUGGCUCGAAAGAAUAUCAACAUUGAAAAUGAAUAUGAUUAUGUUAAGUAUGCACGCAUUCAACAGGGUAAUUCUUAUGUAGGGAUGCGGCUUGCUUAUUCCAGUUCAAGUGAUUCACUAAAUUUUAAACGGAAUAGUAUUGGUAUUAAUAGCAUAAGUAGCAACUCCCCUGAAAGUUCACGAGAAUGUUCUCCAGAAAAAAUAAUCCACCAAAAGAAUGGAGCAGAGAUGUCAACUCAGAAUCAUCAGCAGGUAAAGGUCAACGAGGAUUGUUUGACAGAGAUUCCUUUGAACAAUACUGAUCCUUCACCUGUUGAGGAAAAACGUGCAUUCACAUUGUCUCCUGAGAACACUGAGUGUGACAGUGCUGAAGUGGAGAGUGUACUGUCUGAAGAGGAGAAGUCCAAUGCUGGAGGAAUGCCUAUUGUUGAAGAUGGUUUGUCUGGUAGCCAGGCCAGUGAUGUGGAUGAAGCAUUUGCUCAUGAUUGUGAUUCUCCUGCCAAAAUGCUACAACUGAAACAAAAGUCAGAACUUGAUCAGGAUCUCAAUGGGGAGGAACUGCAAUUUAAUGGUAAAGGCCUGGAUAAUAAUAAUGAUGAUGAUGAUGAUGAUGAUGACUGUAGUAAGGAUAAUCAGGAUGCCAAAGAGGCACUGAAUCACACAAUGGCUGAUAUCAAGACAGCUAUCCAGAAAAGUAAGAAUGUAUCCUUAAAGUCAUCUUUUCCUGAAGAAUCAACUACAGAAGAGCCAGUUUGGAUAAAAAGAGAUACCUAUGAGAAGUUACAUCGUAAUGAAGAGAUGCGCCGUGUCCUUGAAGAAAUUGAACGUCGACAGGAAGAAGAAUUUACCCGGCGAGAACAAGAAAAAGAGGAAGCUGAUGGUGGAGAAACAGUAACCAUGCCCACUUCUGCUGACAUAGACAAUGAAGGUCUAAGCAGCUCACCAAAAUCGGAAUCAAAAGCAACUCCACUGAUGUCGGAAACUAAAGUAUAUGAGAUGGAGAGUGAGAAAGAUGGUUUGCUGGAGAACCAGUACACAAGAAAUGAUGGCAAAACAUAUCAGACACCAAAAGGUUAUGAGACCGAUGAUGAGUAUGAAGAUAAUGAAGAUAUGCGUUAUGUACGUCGCAACAAGGGCAAAAAAUAUGCGUCUGUACCGAGUGAUGAGGGCAGUGAGAAAUCUGCCUAUCGGACAUUCUCCGAAAAAGUGUCCAGUGAUUUGUCAUCAUCGUCAUCACUGGGCCAUGAGAAGGACACGUGUUAUAAAGAUGGUUUGCACUCUGCUGCACAUGGUGCUCCUAAUUCUAGUUCAUGUGCACGAACCUCUACACCGGCUCGGCACUACUCUGGAUCACAAGGUUCAUCGGAGGACAGCGCCAGUGACGAGGCAGAGUCUCCAUCCAAUAGUACAACUGCCUAUGUCAACACACCUGCUCCUCGAGAUUUUGAUACAGAUGAAGAAACUGAUAAACUGUUACAGAAACAGUAUCAGACUGACCAACAUGUUGACAUUCCAGAGCUUAGUAAACCUCCAAUUAACCUUGGGGCACAGCCGGUGAAGAAAAAAACGGUGAGAACUGGGCAAUACAUGCAAUCCUUUCUUUCCUUCCUUUCUUUCUAUUUUAUGUUUGUACUUGUCCAUAUAUCUGCUAACUGGCAGACUAUUCCCUCCUCUUUUGUCUGUAACUCUUUGCUUGGUUGA